Molecule: messenger RNA, 3633 nt
Organism: Pungitius pungitius (ninespine stickleback)
Lineage: Eukaryota; Metazoa; Chordata; Actinopteri; Perciformes; Gasterosteidae
Exons: 4
Coding region: 421-3633 (1070 amino acids)
Biological process (GO): DNA integration
Molecular function (GO): nucleic acid binding; zinc ion binding
Source: RefSeq, a predicted model, not a curated record
ACCCACGGGUGCAGGUCCCUAGGAGCACCAAUCAGCACCAAGGUCAGGUGACUAAAAGGGGAUACGCCCCGCCCCCCCCCGGGAGACAACGAGCGGCACAGCUGCGGCUCAUGAGGCUGAUGAAGGUGGGCCCCACUAUAAAGGACCAACCGUUCCAACAGCCAGGGAGAACUAGACUGAGGAGACCAAGUGCUGGACCGUCGAGCGGGACCGAGGGACCCAAACCCUCCAAAGAGGAAGAACUUACUUUGGCUUUUUUUUCUUUUUGUUUGGACGUUUAGAAAUAAAUCAAACCUUUUUUGUGCAACCACUCGUGACUCCCAGCAGAUUCUUUUUGCCCACACCCGUGGAUUGCCACAUAUGGUGGAGGAUGCGGGCAAUUCUUUAGUUCCACCGCCGUAACCCCGAAAGCAGGAGACUAUGGGAGAAGCAAUGGAGGCCGCGAUGGCCAGGCUUCUCCAAGCCCAGGCGCAGCAGGUGCAGAGCAUGGCAGCCCUUCAGGGGACAUUCGACCGGCUGGCUGAGAACUUAACCCCAAGGGCCCCUCACGCGUCCCCAACAGCUCUACUCACAAAGCAGACCCCCGGAGACGAUGUGGAGGCCUUCCUUGAGGUCUUCGAACGAACGGCAGAACGUGAAGGCUGGCCGGAAGACAGGUGGGCACACAUUCUGGCGCCUUUUCUGACAGGGGACGCCCAGAGGGCGUACCAAGACCUCGGGACCAGGGAGGCUACAGACUACCCAACGCUGAAGGGGGCCAUCCUGGCCCACUAUGGGCACAAUUUAGCCGGCCGCGCCCAGCGGGUCCACGAUUGGGUGUACGACCCCCAGGGUCCCGUGCGGAGCCAGGUGGUGCGCCUGGGGAGGCUUACCCGUAGCUGGUUGGUGACCGGGGAGGGUCCAGCUGCCAUCGACCGCGUCGUUAUGGACCGCUGCAUCCGGGCCCUGCCUCUCGACGCCAAGCGAUGGGCAGCCCAGAACCACCCCGCGUCGGUGGACGAGCUGAUUAACCUACUGGAGAACCAUCGGGUCAGCCAGCAGAUGACGGCGGGGACAUGCCCUGCUCCCCGAGGCCUUGAGGGACGGGCUCCGAUCCGGCCAUCAGCAACCCUUCUUCGCCCGGCUCCGAGAACCGCUCCGCGCCCAACACCCGACAGGUCUGAGUGGAGAUGUUUUUCGUGCGGCCAGUUAGGACAUAUUGCCCGGCAGUGCCCUGCGGGCGAUGUGCCCAUGCCCUCCGCCAGCACGGAGGAACAGCACCGCCCAGGGAGGUGCCUCAUGACUACCUGUUGGACCCCCCCGAUACCCGGCGCCGCAACUGUGCCGGUUCGGGUGGGGAACCAGGACACCUCAGCCCUGAUAGAUUCGGGUAGUGUGGUUACCCUGAUCCGCCCUGAGUGGGCGGAAGGAGAAGAGGGGCCACGCAUCGAGGUGACCUGCGUCCAUGGGGACCUCAAGGCAUAUCCAACGAGAUGGAUCCAGGUGUGUACCCCCCGGGGAUCUUUUUCCAUACGGGCUGGGCUGGUUCCCGACCUCCCGGUCCCCAUGAUCAUUGGACGCGACUGCCCCAUUUUUGAGAGAUUUUGGGGUCUGCGACCGAGGGGAGGGCACGAUAGGGCCUCCCAGCCAAGACCCAUCCGACGCGGGAGACCCAGGGCUGCCUGUGCGGCCCACGCUCCGUCCGGUUCGUCCGACGAGGGCCCCCCGGAAGAGGCAAGACCCCUUCCCCCCUCGCCUUCGACUGCACCAGGAGGCUCCAACCGGGCGGUGGGCCGAACCCCCGAUACGGACACCGCUACGGAGGGAUCCCAAAUCCCCAGAGGGGGGGAGGGCGGGAGCCUUACGGAGUUCUCAGAAUUCCCCUUAGUCGCGGACGGGAUGGGGAACAGAGAGGGCCAGUUUGCUACAGCCCAGAAAGAAGACGACACCCUGAAACACGCCUGGGCUCGGGUGCUCGCCCACGACGGACAGCCCAUCGACCCGGUGAGUGCCUUGUCUUACCCCUUCUUUGUUACAAAAAAUUCAUUGCUGUAUAGGAUGUGCCAGAAAGGAGGGCAGACAGUCGAACAGUUAGUAGUCCCUCGCCCCUACACCAGUAAGGUAUUGUAUCUGGCCCACUCCCACCUUAUGGGCGCUCACCUAGGGAUGGAUAAGACACGGGAGAGGAUAGAAACCCGGUUUUACUGGCCCGGCAUGAAAAGGGCAGUCGUGGAUUAUUGCGCCGGCUGCCCAGAGUGCCAACUAGUGGCCCCCCGGCCCUCAGUGAGGCACCCGCUAAUCCCCCUGCCAAUUAUCGAAGAACCAUUCGAGCGACUUGCCAUGGACAUUGUAGGUCCACUGCCCAAAACUAGUAGGGGUCAUCGAUACAUCCUAGUGAUCAUAGACUAUGCAACCAGAUACCCGGAAGCUCUACCACUGCGAGCUGCCACCGCCAAAGCGGUGGGUAAAGAAUUGUUCUUAUUGUUCAGUAGGGUAGGAAUAGCAAAGGAAAUCCUCACUGACCAGGGCACUUGUUUCAUGUCAAGGGUUUUAAAAGAAAUGUUAAGACUGCUACAGGUGAAGCAACUACGAACAUCAGUUUAUCACCCCCAAACGGACGGCCUGGUAGAACGGUUCAACCAGACGCUAAAACGGAUGCUUAAGAAGGUAAUGGAGGCCGAUGGGAAGAACUGGGACCAAUUGCUACCCUACGUUCUGUUUGGGGUAAGAGAAGUGCCUCAGGCGUCCACAGGGUUCUCCCCGUUCGAGCUGCUGUACGGGAGAAGACCCCGCGGACUUUUAGACAUCGCUAAGGAAGCCUGGGAGAGUCAGCCUUCACCCCAUCGCACCAUCAUCGAGCAUGUGGACCAAAUGAGGACCCGGAUGGCCCAAGUCUGGCCAGUAGUGAGGGAACACCUGCAACAGGCACAGCAGGCCCAAGCCAGAGUGUACAAUCGGGGUGCCCAGGUACGUGCCUUCCAACCAGGAGAACGUGUUCUUGUGUUGGUCCCCAGCGCAGACUGCAAGUUCCUGGCUAAGUGGCAGGGACCCUAUGAGGUGGUGACACGGGUCAAUGAAGCCAACUAUCAGAGUCUUCCAGGACCGCCGGCGCAACCCACCCCGGCCCUUACCGCUCGGAUCCCGUUACCGAAUGUGCCCAUGGGAGACCAUCUCAGCCCGAGUCAGCUGCAAGACAUACGUGAGGUAGUGUGGCAGCACCUGGAUGUCUUCUCCGACCUGCCGGGCAGGACCGCCGUGGCCACCCAUGACAUAAGGACCGAGCCAGGAGUAACGGUUCGGGUGAAGCCGUAUCGUGUCCCCGAGGCGAGGAGAGAGGCCAUCAGGCAGGAGGUGAGUAGAAUGCUCCAGCUGGGGGUCAUUGAGGAGUCCCACAGUGCCUGGUCCAGCCCAGUGGUACUGGUGCCCAAGCCAGAUGGCUCUUACCGUUUUUGCAAUGACUUUCGUAGACUCAAUGACGCCUCCCAGUUCGAUGCCUAUCCUAUGCCCAGGGUGGAUGAACUGAUAGACCGGCUGGGAACGGCCCGUUUCAUCUCCACCUUGGACCUCACCAAAGGCUACUGGCAGGUGCCGCUGACAACUCGGGCCAGAGAGAAGACGGCCUUCGCCACACCCGAAGGCCUAUAUCACGGUUAA